UCUCUCUCUCUCUUCACUUUCCCUUCCCAAAAUCGCACGCAAUUCCAAACGAGAAAAAAAGGGGGACUCUCGGAAGCGUCCAAGCUCGUCGCGAUCACGAAACCCUAACCCUAAUCCCCAAUUGGUUCAAAUGGGGGGGGAGAAUCAACGGGGUUGGGGUUGUUGACCGAUUGGGGGUGGGAAGGGUUUGAUAUUCGACCGAGGAGGAGGAGGAGGAGGAGGAGGCGAAUUGGGCUCUGAGGAAUUGGGGAUUUAGGGUUAGAGGAGAGGAGAGGAGAGGAGAUGAUGGAUGGGUGCGAUUGCAUUUGUUGGAGUAGAGAAGCUGCUCCUGAUGUUGGUUUCAAAGAGCCGGAGCCGUUUAAACUCCCUGCUCCGAUCCCCCAAUGGCCCCAAGGUGAAGGCUUUGCUGAGGGAAAAAUAUGCAUAGGAGAAUUGGAGGUUGUAAAAAUUACCAAGCUCCAGAGCAUCUGGAGUUGCUUUUCAUCGAAGGACAAGGGUAGAGGGGCUACAUUCUACAAACCAUUAGAAAUACCUGAUGGUUUUUACUGCCUCGGCCAUUACGGCCAACCAAACAAUCAACCUCUACAAGGCUUCCUUCUUGUGGUAAGAGAAACGACGAAUUCCGAUUCAGUUACCACCGCGCCUUCUAUUCGGAGACCCCUAGAUUAUACCCUUAUUUGGAGUUCUAGUAGCUGGAAAGAUGAUAGUUACGAUGAAUGUGGCUGCAUUUGGCUUCCGCUGCCGCCAAAGGGUUAUAAAGCUUUGGGCUACGUGGUCGCCAAAGGACCCAAUAAGCCCUCGCUUGAAGAAGUUCGAUGCGUGCGAUCCGAUCUCACCGAUGCAUGUGAGAUAUCAGAUUUGAUUGUAGAUACUGAACUCAUUUUCCCAGAUUUCGCUUGCCAAGUUUUCAAAGUGCGUCCUUGCGACCGGGGAAUGAAAGGAAGAGGCGUCGCUGUCGGGACAUUCUUUUGCAGUACCGACUCGAUUGUUGAGGACGAGUUGAGCAUCUCGUGCUUGCGAAACUUUGAUUCCUCCCUACAAGCAAUGCCAAACUUGGAGCAAAUUCAUGCACUCAUCAAACACUAUGGUCCUACUGUCUACUUCCACCCAAAGGAAACUUACUUGCCCUCAUCCGUCUCGUGGUUCUUUGAGAAUGGAGCUUCUUUAUAUAAAAGAGGCAUUAAAAUGGGCGAGGAAAUAAAUAAUGAUGGCUCAAAUUUACCCGCCGGAGGGGAGAACGAUGGCGAGUACUGGAUCAAUCUCCCCGACGAUGGUAGAAUUGACUAUAUCAAGAAGGGGAAUCUGGAAAGCUCCGAGCUUUACGUACAUAUAAAACCGGCCCUUGGAGGGACGUUCACCGAUAUCGCCAUGUGGGUGUUCUGUCCAUUCAACGGCCCUGCCACGAUCAAGGUCGGGGUAUUCGACUUCCCUCUCUCCAAGAUUGGAAGGCAUGUCGGAGAUUGGGAGCACUUCACACUUCGGGUUAGUAAUUUCUCGGGCGAGCUAUGGAGCAUCUAUUUUUCUGAACAUAGUGGAGGCGAGUGGGUCGAUGCUUGUGGGUUGGAGUUCGUCGCAGGUAAUCACGCCAUCGUUUAUUCAUCAAAGAGUGGGCAUGCUAGCUUCCCCCAUCAAGGGAACUAUCUACAGGGUUCGGAGAAGCUCGGGAUCGGAGUAAGGAAUGAUGCUUCCAAAAGUAAGCUUUCUGUGGAUUCAAGUGUGAAUUAUCAAGUUGUCGCGGCAGAGUAUCUCGGCCAAGGUGUUGUGGAGGAGCCAUGCUGGUUGCAGUACAUGAGAGAAUGGGGCCCAACGAUCAUAUACGAUUCGAAGUCGGAGUUGGAUCGAAUACUUAGGUUUUUACCGGUCAAUCUUAGGUUCACGGUGGAGAACAUAUUCGAUAGCCUCCCGAUGGAGUUGUACGGGGAGGAAGGGCCGACGGGGCCCAAGGAGAAAGAUAACUGGAAAGGGGAUGAGAGGUGCUAGCAAUUCGGCUCUACGAUAAGAUAGAGAAUUUGAUUGCUGUAUUAGUAUAUACUUCAUUUGGUCCCUCUAGAAUUUGGGAUUUUGGGAGGAACAAAAUCUCAAAUUGAGGAACUUUUAGCUUUAAAAUGUGUAUUUGUGCCAUAGAUGUAAUUUGUAGAUUCAGAGUUAUAGGAUGGUUAUUUAGAACCCUGAGAGUGAUUAAGCUUGGUCUAAUCCCCAGCUACUCUCAAUUUAGUUUCCUCCUGUCCCUGUAUGGUGCGUUUAGCAGGAAGAUGGAGUAUUUGAGAUGUUUGCAUUGUGAUACAGGAUGCUAUCCCUUUUUUAUUAGUAUAUAUAUAUUGGGUGGGUUUGGCUUUGUUGAGAAUUGAGAUUAAAAUGUAUGAAUGAGAAUAUGCUGCAGAAUACUUUGGUGUGUA
Messenger RNA from Ananas comosus (pineapple), 2396 nucleotides. RefSeq lists its product as uncharacterized. Lineage: Eukaryota; Viridiplantae; Streptophyta; Magnoliopsida; Poales; Bromeliaceae. Bases 283 to 1980 code for a protein of 565 amino acids. The record is from RefSeq and is a predicted model, not a curated record. The transcript has 2 exons.